This is a messenger RNA of Plectropomus leopardus (leopard coralgrouper), 1120 nucleotides long. NCBI's taxonomy places the organism in Eukaryota, Metazoa, Chordata, Actinopteri, Perciformes, Serranidae. The record is from RefSeq and is a predicted model, not a curated record.
UUACAGCAGGCCAAUGAGGCUCUACAUCACCAGCACCAGGUAGCCGGGAACAGCCUCUUGCCUUUGCUCAGUUCUGGAACGGAGCCGCCUGAUCAGAAACCGGUGCUGCCAAUUCCCCUGGACCAGAAACCCCCCGUCAGUGCUGCAGAACUUCUUAAAGACAAUGUGGCCAGUGGGACUGGAGGAGGAGGUGGUGGAGGGCCUCCAGUCGCCGUGGUCAAAAAGGAGCCCAAAUCAAAGACACCCUUCAUCUGCGGCUACUGCAACAAGGCUUUCCGGGACAGCUACCAUCUCCGACGGCACGAGUCCUGCCACACCGGCAUUAAGAUGGUCUCACGGCCUAAGAAGACACAAACAGCCCCAACCAUGGUGCCGCUCAUAUCCACUGUACCGCGCGAGAACAGCGGAAACCCUUCAUACAUCACUACUGUAGCUGGUAUCCUGACUACAGCCACCACGUCAACAUCCACAGGCACCAGCAUCAUGACCCCGAUGCAGCAUCAACAGCAGCAGAGUAUCCCUAAGAAGCCCCCCAAACCAGUGAAAAAGAAUCACGGGUGCGACAUGUGUGGUAAGGCCUUCAGAGACGUCUACCACCUCAACCGCCACAAGCUGUCGCACUCUGACGAGAAGCCGUUUGAGUGUCCCAUCUGCCAGCAGAGAUUCAAGAGGAAGGAUCGCAUGACGUACCAUGUCCGCUCCCACGAUGGUGGAGUUCACAAGCCUUACAUCUGCUCUGUCUGUGGAAAGGGCUUCUCCAGACCUGAUCACCUAAGCUGUCACGUCAAGCAUGUCCAUUCCUCAGAGAGGCCGUUUAAGUGCCAAGUAACGGCUUGUACCUCCGCCUUCGCUACCAAAGACCGUCUGCGCUCCCACAUGAUCAGGCAUGAAGGCAAAGUGACCUGCAACAUCUGUGGCAAAAUGCUGAGCGCUGCCUACAUCACAAGUCACCUCAAGACACACGGCCAGGCCAGCUUCAGCAACCCGUGUAACAACAAAGGUAGGCCACCUCUCUCCUUUUACUCCUCCUCAGCCUCCUCACUACUCUGCCCACUUUUCCAGUUUAGAAACUCAUUCAAUCGGCUAGUAGAAACUAUGAAAACCCCUCAGCCACACACCU